CAGACGUCAAACUGCCUUAUGAAUAUUGAUGCGGAGGCUAGGCUGCUUUCGUAGAGAAGCAGAAGGAAGCAAGAUGGCUGCCCUUUAGGAUUUGUUAGAAAGGAGACCCGACUGCAACUGCUGGAUUGCUGCAAGGCUGAGGGACGAGAACGAGGCUGGCCAACAUCAUCAUCAAACCCUCUCAAGAUUGUCUACUUGCCCCUGCUCCUGUUGAGUUACCACACUUGGAAGCAGGAGAUGGGCUCAGCAGCAGCCAACAGGCCAUGAUCCAGGAGGAGCAGUAAGGGAUAGAGCUGCUGAAUUCAUUCAGAGGGCAGCCUCGUGGAUGGCCCCGAAGCAAGCCUGAUGGAACAGGACAGAACCAACCAUGUUGAGGGCAACAGACUAAGUCCAUUCCUGACACCAUCUCCUUCUCCCUUAUGCCAGACAGAACCUCUGGUUCUAAAGCUCCAGAAUGGAAGCCCAUUAACUGAGCGACCUUAUUCAGAAGUAAAUGGAGACACCAAGUGGCAGUCUUUCAAAAGUUACUAUGGAAUACCCCCUAUGAAGAGAAGCCAGAACAGUCGCGGGAGUCCGGACUUUAUACAAGAAGGUAGAGGGUAUUCCAGAUGCUUACAAAACGGAGGAAUCAAGCGCACAGUUAGUGAACCUUCCCUCUCUGGGCUUCACCAGAACAAGAAAUUGAGACAAGACCAAAAGGCUAAUGGAGAAAGAAAGAACUUCGGGGAAAGCCAAGAAAGAAAUCCAGGCAAAGGCAGCAGUCAAAUGAAUGUCUCCGAUUUGAGUGAUAAGAGAGAAUCUGUGAGCUCUGUAGCCCAAGAAAAUGCAGUUAAAGAUUUCAUCAGUUUUUCAGCACAUAACUGCAGUAGGUCUGAAAAACCAGAGCUUCAGAUUCUGAAUGAGCAAGAAGAGAAAAAUGCUAACUACCAUGACAAGAAUAUUGUAUUACUUCUUAAAAACAAGGCAGUGCUAAUGCCUAAUGGUGCUACAGUUUCUGCCUCUUCCAUGGAAAACACACAUGGUGAACUCCUGGAAAAAACACUGUCUCAAUAUUAUCCAGAUUGUGUUUCCGUUGCGGUGCAGAAAACCACAUCUCACAUACAUGCCAUUAACAGUCAGGCUACUAAUGAGUUGUCCUGUGAGAUCACUCACCCAUCGCAUACCUCAGGGCAGAUCAAUGUCCCACAGACCUCGAACUCUGAGCUGCCUCCCGAGCCAGUUGCAGUGGUGACUGAGGCCUGUGAUGCUGACAAAGCCAGUAAGACAGGUGCAGUGAUAGGGACCUGUCCCUUUCAGAAACCAGAAAAACAAAAAUCAGUUUUCAACAGAUGCCCGUCACGUGUGGAAAACAGUACCAUCCAAGGAACCACAGAGCUGGUAUCUGGUGAAGAAUUCUGUUCAGGUUCCAGCAGCAAUUUGCAGGCUCCUGGUGGCAGCCCUGAACGGUAUUUAAAGCAAAAUGAAACAAAUGGUGCUUACUUCAAGCAAAGCUCAGUGUUCACUAAGGAUUCCUUUUCUGCCCCUACCACACCACCACCACCAUCACAAUUGCGUCUUUCUCCCCUUCCUCCUCUUCCAGAGGUUUCUCAGCUUCCUUCAGAAGGCAAAAGCACUCUGAACGAUGGAGUUUUGGAAGAACACCAUCACUACCCCAACCAAAGUAACACAGCUCUUUUAAGGGAAGUAAAAAUAGAGGGUCAACCCGAGGCACGGCCAUCCCCAAGUCCUAAUCCAUCUACACGUGCAUCCAACCACUCUCUGAUGCUUCCAGAAAGGCCUCAGAAUAAUUGUGUUAACCAGAAUGACAUACAAACUCCAGGGACGAUGACAGUUCCAGCAUGUUCUGAGAAAGCGAGACAAAUAUCAGAACACAUCAUGCAUAACCCACCAGUGCUGGGUAGCAGCGGGGAUCCGCAAGACCACUGCCAGCAGAUGAUGGGACACAAAGAGCAAGAUAUUCCGAAGGGUCGAGACAAGGAACAAACACGAGGACUUGUGCUCCCAGCACAGCCCUCUCUGAAACCGGGGUGGAUUGAACUGAAGCCUCCUCAUUUUCAUCAAGCAGAAUCCCACCCAAAAUGUCAUGAGGUAUCACUGUGGUCAGUUCUUCAGUAUCAGUCCAACCCCACCAGUCAAAUGACCUCCAAACAAUACACUGGAAAUUCCAGCCUGCCUGGGGGACUCCCAGGGCAGGCUUACAUCCAGAAAAUAAUGCAGCCAGAGCAGAGGCCACAAAGGUACCAAGGUGAGAUGAAUCGAGAGCAGUCUCAAGGUACAUUGGACCAGCAGCUCCAGUUCCAAAAACCUUCACUCCAGGUGCACUUCUCCAAGACAGACCCUUCAUCCAAAGCUCACGUGCAGUCAUUGUGCACCCACAGGUUUUAUUUUGAACAAAGACCAGAUUCCCAAACUGAGAAACUCCUACCUGCAUCGUUAAAACAGCACUUGAAUCAGCAGGCUUCGGAGACUGAGCCAUUCUCAAACUCACACCUUUUACAACACAAGCCUCAUAAGCAGGCAGCACAAACACAAACACAACCAUCCCAGAACUCGCUUAUCUCUCAAAACCAGCAGCAGCAGCAAACAUUACAAAUGAAGAAUAAAGAACAAAUGCCCCAGACUUUUUCUCAUCCCCAAGGCAACAACAAUCAGCAAAGAGAAGGAUCAUUCUUUAGCCAGAUUAAAGUGGAAGAAUGUUGCCAUGGUGAAAAUCAGUAUUUGAAAUCCAGUGAGUUCCAGACUCAUGCUACUCAAAUGGGAUUGGAGCAAGUACAGAAUAUGAAUAGUAGAAAUCCCCCCUAUGGUCAGAUCUUGAAAUUAAAUCCAAGCAAACUACAGAUUCCUUGUUCAAACAAUACACACCUAGUUCCAGAAAAUAAAGAACAGACUAUAAAUCCUGAACUCUUUGCAGGAAACAAGAUCCAAAACUUGCAUCACAGGCAAUAUUUUCCAAAUAAUGUGACUCCAAAGCAAGACGUUCUUCAUAGGUGCUUUCAAAAACAAGAGCAGAAGCCUCCACAAGCUUCAGUUCUCCAGGGAUAUAGAAGUAGAAACCAAGAUACGUCUGGCCAGCAAGCAGCACAGCUCCCUCAGCAAAGGUACCUGAUGCAAAACCAGGCAAAUGCUUUCCCUGCGUCUGACCAGGGAGGAAGUCACAUUCAGACUCCUCCCCAGAAGGACCUUCAAAAGCAUGCUGCUCUAAGGUGGCACCUCUUGCAAAAGCAAGAGCAGCAGCAAACACAACACCCCCAUACGGAGUCUUGUCCUAGUCAGAUGCACAGACCAAUUAAGGUUGAACCUGGAUCCAAGCCCCAUACCUGUAUGCGCUCCACGUCAGCACAGCCAGAAAGCAAAACGUGGAAAAAGAUAACUAAGCAAGAGAUUCCACCUCCAAGUUGUGAUAAUGUGCAACAAAGGAGCAUCCUUGAGACCAUGGAGCAACAUCUGAAGCAGUUUCAGGUCAAAUCAUUAUUUGACCAUAGGGCUCUGACUCUCAAAUCACAGAAGCAAGUAAAAGUUGAAAUGUCAGGGCCAGUCACAGUUUUAACUAGACAGACCACAGCUGCAGAACUCGAUAGCCACACCCAAGCUCUAGAACAGCAAGCAACUCCUUCUUCAGAAAAGACACCCACCAAAAGAACAGCUGGCUCUGUUCUCAAUAAUUUUUUAGAGUCACCUUCCAAAUUACUAGAUACUCCUAUAAAAAAUUUAUUGGAUACACCUGUCAAGACUCAGUAUGAUUUCCCAUCAUGCAGAUGUGUAGAGCAAAUUAUUGAAAAAGAUGAAGGUCCUUUUUAUACCCAUCUAGGAGCAGGUCCUAAUGUGGCAGCUAUUAGAGAAAUCAUGGAAGAAAGGUUUGGACAGAAGGGUAAAGCUAUUAGGAUUGAAAGAGUCAUCUAUACUGGUAAAGAAGGCAAAAGUUCUCAGGGAUGUCCUAUUGCUAAAUGGGUGGUUCGCAGAAGCUGCAGUGAAGAGAAGCUGCUAUGCUUGGUGCGGGAGCGAGCUGGCCACACCUGUGAGGCUGCAGUGAUUGUGAUUCUCAUCCUGGUGUGGGAAGGAAUCCCAUUGUCCCUGGCUGACAAACUCUACUCCGAGCUCACUGAAACCCUGAGGAAAUACGGCACUCUGACCAAUCGCCGUUGUGCCCUGAAUGAAGAGAGAACCUGUGCCUGUCAAGGGCUGGAUCCUGAGACCUGUGGUGCCUCCUUUUCUUUUGGUUGUUCAUGGAGCAUGUACUACAAUGGAUGUAAGUUUGCCAGAAGCAAGAUCCCAAGAAAAUUUAAGCUGCUUGGGGAUGACCCAAAAGAGGAAGAGAAACUGGAGUCUCAUUUACAAAACCUGUCCACUCUUAUGGCACCAACAUACAAGAAACUUGCACCUGAUGCAUAUAAUAAUCAGAUUGAAUAUGAACACAGAGCACCAGAGUGCCGACUGGGUCUGAAGGAAGGCCGGCCAUUCUCAGGGGUCACUGCAUGUUUGGACUUCUGUGCUCACGCCCACAGGGACUUACACAACAUGCAGAAUGGCAGCACAUUGGUAUGCACCCUCACUAGAGAAGACAAUCGAGAAAUUGGAGGAAAACCUGAGGAUGAGCAGCUGCAUGUUCUGCCUCUCUACAAAGUCUCUGAUGUGGAUGAGUUUGGGAGUGUGGAAGCUCAAGAGAAGAAGAAGCAAAAUGGUGCGAUUCAGGUGCUGAGUUCUUUUCGGCGGAAAGUCAGGAUGUUAGCGGAACCAGUCAAGACGUGCCGACAAAGGAAACUAGAAGCCAAGAAAGCUGCAGCUGAAAAGCUUUCCUCUCUGGAGAACAGCGCAAAUAAGAAUGAAAAGGAAAAGUCAGCCUCAUCUCGUACAAAACAGACUGAAAAUGCAAGCCAGGCGAAACAGUUGGCAGAGCUUUUGCGACUUUCAGGACCAGUCAUGCAGCAGCCCCAGCAGCCCCCGCCCCCACCCCCACCCCCGCCGCUGCAGAAGCAACCUCCACAGCCACAGAAGCAGCAACCCCAGCACCCGCCCCAGCAUCACCCAGUGACGAAUAACCCUCAGUCAGAGCCCGUCAACUCCUACUCUUCCUCUGGAUCUGCCAACCUGUACAUGAGACGGCCCAAUCCAGUGAUCCAGGCUUACCCGAGCUCUUCACACACUUCAGAUGUUUAUGGGGGUGCCAGCCCUAUGAACCUCUAUUCCACACCAUCCCAAGCUACAGGUUCAUAUUUGAAUUCUUCUAAUCCCAUGAAUCCCUACACUGGGCUUCUCAACCAGAAUAACCAAUAUCCAUCCUAUCAGUGCAAUGGAAAUGUAUCGGUGGAUAACUGCUCCCCGUAUCUGGGUUCCUAUUCUCCCCAGUCUCAGCCCAUGGAUCUAUACAGGUAUCCAAACCAAGACCCUCUCUCUAAACUAAAUUUACCACCCAUCCAUACACUUUACCAGCCGAGGUUCGGAAAUAGCCAGAAUUUUUCUUCUAAGUACUUAGGUUAUGGAAACCAAACUAUGCAGGGAGAUGCCUUCAGCAGUUGUACCCUUAAAACAAAUGUACACCAUGUAGGGACAUUUCCUCCUUAUUCCACUCAUGAGAUGGAUGGCCACUUCAUGGGCGCCGCCUCUAGAUUACCACCCAAUCUGAGCAAUCCAAACAUAGACUAUAAGAACGGUGAGCAUCCCCCAUCUUCUCAUAUAAUCCGUAACUACGGCGCCGCUCCAGGCAUGUUCAACAGCUCUCUCCAUGCCCUGCACCUCCAAAACAAGGAAAAUGACAUGCUUGCCCACACAGCUAAUGGGUUCUCUAAGAUGCUUCCAGGUCUUAGCCAUGAUAGAACCGCUUCUGUCCAAGAAGGCUUACACAAAUUACAGGAGGCUGGUAACCAGGAAAAGCAGCCAUCUGCCACCGAGGACAAUGAUGAAGUCUGGUCAGACAGUGAGCAGAGCUUUCUAGAUCCUGACAUUGGGGGAGUGGCUGUGGCUCCAACUCACGGGUCAAUUCUCAUUGAGUGUGCCAAGCGCGAGCUUCACGCCACCACCCCUUUAAAGAAUCCCAAUAGGAAUCACCCCACCAGGAUCUCUCUUGUCUUUUACCAGCAUAAGAGCAUGAAUGAGCCAAAACAUGGCUUGGCGCUCUGGGAAGCCAAAAUGGCUGAAAAAGCCCGAGAGAAAGAGGAAGAGUGUGAGAAGUAUGGCCCGGACUAUGUGCCUCAGAAAACCCACGGCAAAAAAGUGAAACGGGAACCCACUGAGCCGCAUGAACCUUCCGAGCCCACUUACCUGCGCUUUAUCAAGUCCCUUGCUGAAAGGACCAUGUCCGUGACCACAGACUCCACAGUAACUACAUCUCCAUAUGCCUUCACUCGGGUCACAGGGCCUUACAACAGAUACAUAUGAUGUCACCCCUUGUGGUGGGUACCUCAUUUGAAAAGACCACAACCAACCUGUCCGUAGUAUGGUUCUCAUGACAGGGGCAGUGGGGAAAGGAUACAGGAUUCAUGACAAAUGUGGUGGGAGGAACCUCAGCUCACCAGCAAAAGAAGAGGUCAUCCUACCAUAGCACUUAGUUUCCACUGACUCCUAAGUGGCCGCAGAUGGCAUCUAGGCAAAAAGACCAAAGCAUUCUAUGCAAAAAGAAGGUGGGGAAGAAAGUGUUCCACAAUUUACAUUUUUAAACACUGGUUCUAUUAUUGGACGAGAUGAUAUGUAAAUGUGAUUUUUUUCCCCCUUAGAACUCUAAACAUCUGUGACCACUUUUAAUAAUACCAAGUUUGCAUAGUCAUGGAACACAAGUCAAACAAGUACUGUAGUAUUACAGUGGCAGGAAUUUUAAAAUACCAUCUGGUGCUGAAUAUACAAUGUACUGAAAUACUGGAAUUAUGGCUUUUUAACAUGCAGUUUUUACUGUAAUCUUAAUAUUAACUUUUAUUUAUCAAAAUAGCUACAGGAAGCAUAAAUGAAUAGAGAGCAAAACACUGAAUUUGUUCGGAUGUUCUAAGAAAUGGUGCUAAGAAAAUGGUGUCUUUAACAAUUGAAAAUUUAAUGCCUUUAUAUCAUCAAGAUGCUAUCAGUGUACUCCAAUGCCCUUGAAUAAUAGGGGUACCUUUUCAUUCAAGUUUUUAGCAUAAUUACCUAUUCUUACACGAGGUUGUUUUUUUUUUUUUUUAAU
Messenger RNA from Enhydra lutris kenyoni (northern sea otter), 7144 nucleotides. Its product is annotated as tet methylcytosine dioxygenase 2. The record is from RefSeq and is a predicted model, not a curated record. Gene Ontology annotation, biological process: oxidative demethylation; myeloid cell differentiation; positive regulation of transcription by RNA polymerase II. The transcript is spliced from 11 exons. Lineage: Eukaryota; Metazoa; Chordata; Mammalia; Carnivora; Mustelidae. Gene Ontology annotation, molecular function: DNA 5-methylcytosine dioxygenase activity. The coding region runs from base 346 to 6372 and encodes 2008 amino acids. Gene Ontology annotation, cellular component: nucleus.